CUAAAGUCCAGGAAUCCACCUCACAUAGGAUUUUCCUAAUGACCCUAUUAGGAUCAUAAUGUCUUGCCACUAAGCAAUUUCUUUAUAUAGUGCAUGUGCCCAUUCAGUCCCCAUCUGCACAUAUUGCCUUUGCUCUUUCCUCCCUCUUCUUCGUCUUCGUCCUUCUCCAUUGCCAUCACCACUGUGUGCUUCUCAGUUCAUCAGGAACAUACGUCCUGGUCCAACUGAGAAAGCAACACAAAACCAAGAAUAAUAUUUACUGGAAGAGACUAGGAAGAUAUGGAACUUAAAUUCCCCAUUUAUUUCAUGGCAAGUGCCAUUCUAGUGCUGCUACAUCCUAAGGCAGGACUCGCUCAGACGAUCGCGGGCCCGCCGUCCUUCAGCCCGACCCCUGCCCCGGCUCCAGCCCCGGACUUCGUGAACCUCACGGACCUGUUCAGCGUGGCAGGCCCGUUCCACACGUUCCUGAGCUACCUCCAGUCGACCAAGGUGAUUGACACGUUCCAGAACCAGGCCAACGACACUGAGGAGGGGAUCACGAUAUUCGUCCCCAAGGACAGCGCCUUCUCCUCCCUCAAGAAGCCUUCACUGUCGAACCUCACUGAGGACCAGCUCAGGUCACUCUGCCUCUUCCACGCCAUGCCUCAUUACUACACGCUGGCUGACUUCAAGAAUCUGACCGACCUUAGCCCGGUCAGCACGUUCGGAGGCGGGCAGUACGGCCUGAACUUCACGGAUGACAAGGGCACGAUCCACCUCAGCUCGGGGUUGACUAACACGAAAGUUAGCAGCAGCGUGCACUCUACUGAUCCCGUGGCCGUGUACCAAAUAGAUAAGAUCCUUCUCCCCGAGGCAAUCUUCGGAACCGACAUUCUGGUGAGUGAUGCCCCAGCCCCAGCGCCAGAUAUUACCCCCGUUGCGGAUUCUCCCACGGAUGCGACUACUGGUGGGCACUCCACCUCGUCCAUGAACACGAGUUCUUCCCCGAGAACCGCCAGUUGGAGCCAAUGGAGCCGCCUUCUGUGGGCAGUUCCGUACGGGAUGAUGAUGCUCGUCAUGUGAGAAGGCAGAAGAGAUUAUUGAGAAGCUGCAUUAUUUAAAUUCGUAUCGAGGGGGUAUAUUUUGGAUUUCAUUAUAAUUGUUCGAUGUCAUUUGAAUCAUAUUUUUUAAGACAGGCAGAUACAUGUCAUUCAUCACCGUGUAUUGAGAAUGUGAAUGCGAUAUUAAUUUGUCUAUA
Molecule: messenger RNA, 1237 nt
Organism: Punica granatum (pomegranate)
Lineage: Eukaryota; Viridiplantae; Streptophyta; Magnoliopsida; Myrtales; Lythraceae
Source: RefSeq, a predicted model, not a curated record